AUGGCAAAGGUUCACCACAGCCAAGCACUGUCUGAACCUCCCCUAAAGCCCUGGGUGUCUCUCCAGAAGGAUGAAGGAGCGUUUGGGUGUGCUAGAUGUUUGUUCACCAAAGGAUGGGUUGAGCUCCCCAAAGUGGAGAUACCGAGAUCCAAAGAGCUAACUUGGAGCACUAUUACCGUUUUUCUGGCUGUGUCCUAUGGUCCCAAAAGGACACCAUUACCAAAAGGUGGUCCGCAUGCUAACUGA
Messenger RNA from Knipowitschia caucasica, 246 nucleotides. The record is from the annotation of a GenBank genome assembly. Lineage: Eukaryota; Metazoa; Chordata; Actinopteri; Gobiiformes; Gobiidae.